CGUACACAGUGAAAUCAGUUGGUUUCCACCGUGGAGGCCUCUCGAAAAUUGCACCAAAGUUUUUAGCAAGCGUUCGUCCCUUCCUUCGCGUGCCGUAACCGUCGGAAUAGGAACCACAGCCAUGGACUACAACAUGAUGGAGCCAGACGUUGACUGGGAUGAGUAUAUGACUCAAGAGGAUGAGUGGGACCGAGAUAGUUUAUUAGAUCCAGCUUGGGAGAGACAGCAAAAGAAGACCUUUACAGCAUGGUGCAAUUCCCACUUAAGAAAAGCUGGCACUGCCAUAGAAGACAUGGAAGAAGAUUUCCGGAAUGGACUCAAGCUAAUGUUACUUUUAGAGGUGAUAUCCGGUGAAAGACUCCCUAAACCAGACAGAGGGAAAAUGAGGUUCCACAAGAUUGCAAAUGUGAACAAAGCUUUGGAAUUUAUUGAGAGAAAAGGCGUGAAACUGAUAUCCAUUGGUGCUGAAGAAAUUGUGGAUGGUAAUCUGAAGAUGACAUUGGGUAUGAUCUGGACUAUCAUUCUGAGAUUUGCAAUCCAGGACAUAUCUGUUGAAGAAUUGUCAGCAAAAGAGGGUUUAUUGCUGUGGUGUCAAAGAAAGACGGCUCCUUACAAAAAUGUCAAUGUUCAAAACUUCCAUAUCAGUUUCAAAGAUGGUUUGGCAUUUUGUGCCCUGAUCCAUAGACAUCGUCCUGAUCUGAUAGACUACCAUUCACUAAAGAAGGAUGAUCCUCUGACCAACUUGAACACUGCCUUUGAUGUGGCUGAAAAAUAUCUGGAUAUUCCAAGGAUGUUGGACCCAGAAGAAAUUAUUAACACUCCAAAACCUGAUGAGAAAUCCAUUAUGACAUACGUUUCAUCUUAUUACCAUGCGUUUGCUGGUGCCCAAAAGGCUGAAACCGCUGCAGGUCGUAUCUGCAAGGUGCUGAGAGUCAAUCAAGAUAACGAACGUCUCAUGGAAGAAUAUGAGAGAUUGGCCAGUGAUCUUUUGGAGUGGAUUCGUCGUACCACCCCCUGGCUAGAAGACAGAACUACAGACAAUACACUGCCCGGGAUUCAGGAUAAACUACAGGAAUUCCGUGACUACCGCCGCCAUCAUAAACCCCCAAGAGUUGAAGAGAAAGGAAAGCUGGAGACCAAUUUCAAUACACUACAAACUAAACUACGUCUCAGCAACAGACCUGCAUAUCUUCCCACAGAUGGUAAAAUGGUUUCGGAUAUCGCUAAAGCAUGGAAGGGACUGGAAUUAGUUGAGAAGGGAUUUGAAGAGUGGCUGCUGGCAGAAAUGAGAAGACUUGAACGCUUGGAUCACUUGGCUCAGAAAUUCCGACAUAAAUGUAAUAUUCAUGAAGAGUGGUCUGGUGGUAAGGAACAAAUGUUACAAGCAAAUGAUUUCAAAGGCUGUAAACUGCAUGAACUUAAGGCCAUGAAGAGGAAACAUGAAGCGUUUGAGAGCGAUUUGGCGGCUCAUCAAGACCGUGUAGAACAGAUUGCUGCCAUUGCCCAGGAACUCAAUGACUUAGAUUAUCAUGAUAUUGGUUCCGUAAAUACACGUUGUCAGAAAAUUUGUGACCAGUGGGACGUCUUGGGUACACUGACACAGAAAAGGAGAAGUGCCUUGGAUGAAGCAGAAGCUAUAUUGGACAGAAUUGAUCACCUGCAUCUGGAGUUUGCAAAGAGAGCAGCACCAUUCAAUAACUGGAUGGAUGGUGCAAGAGAAGAUCUUCAAGAUAUGUUUAUUGUGCAUACAGUGGAAGAGAUUAUGGGAUUGUUGGAUUCUCACGAACAGUUCAAGAUGACAUUGGGUGAAGCUGAUAAGGAAUUCAACGCUAUUGUACAGCUUGUCAAUGAAGUACAGCGUAUUGGUGCACAAUACAAUGUCCCUAAUGCCAACAAUAAUCCCUACACUACACUAGUUUCAAAGGAUAUAACCACAAAGUGGGCUGAUGUUAAGAAAUUAGUACCACAGAGAGACAAAUCUUUACAAGAUGAAUUAGCUAAACAACAAGCAAAUGAACGUUUAAGGCGCCAGUUUGCACAGAAAGCAAAUAUUGUUGGGCCGUGGAUCGAAAGACAAAUGGAAGCUAUUGCAACAAUUGGAACUCAGAUGACAGGAACAUUGGAGGAUCAAUUACGUAAAUUACGACAAUAUGAACAGGCUGUAACACAGUAUAAACCAAAUAUGGAUGAAUUAGAAACAUAUAACCAAGCAUGUCAAGAAGCGUAUAUCUUUGAAAACAGACAUACUCAGUACACUAUGGAGACUAUUCGUGUUGGAUGGGAGCAGCUAAUGACUGCAAUUUCUAGAAACAUCAACGAAGUAGAGAACCAGAUUCUUACUAGAGAUGCUAAGGGUAUCACUGAAGAACAGUUGUCUGACUUCCGUGCUUCCUUUAACCACUUUGAUAAGAAACGUACACUGCAGCUUGAGCCCCGUGACUUCCGUGCUUGUCUCGUAAGCUUAGGUUAUAACAUUCGUGAAGAUAAGAUCGGUGAUCAGGAAUUUUCACGAAUUAUGUGCAUAGUGGAUCCAAACAAUACAGGCUACGUGACCUUCCAAGCAUUUGUUGAUUUCAUGACCAGAGAGAUGACUGACUCAGAUACAGCUGAUCAAGUGAUGGCUUCAUUUAAAGUGUUGGCAGGUGGCAAGCCCUGCAUAACAGCUGAAGAAUUGCGUCGUGAAUUGCCACCAGACCAGGCUGAAUACUGUAUUGCUAGAAUGGCACCAUACCGUGGCCAUGAUGCUGUACCAGGAGCGUUGGAUUAUUUGUCCUUCUCAGCGUCUCUCUAUGGAGAGUCAGAUCUUUAAAAAUGAACAUAGAGGUUUUCAAAUCUUUGCCAGUAGCAGUUAGUCAAAGUUAACACACAGUCAGUAUAGUUAGUCUCAGGCAGAACAAGUCCAGAAUGUCCACCAUAUUGAUGUGGAUCAUUGCUUCCGUACAAACUCCCUAUCACAUCCCCGCCCACAAACUAAUCUGUUGUUGUCUUGACAAAAUUAUCUAACUUGCUGUGGUGUUUAAAAGACAAAAAAAAAAUGUAUUUUUGUGAGAAUUUAUAAUGAAAAUUGUAUUCUUUUUAUGAUAACUGGUUUGCUCCAGUUUAUGUAAAGAACAAACUUUCCAGAAUGAUUUGAUAACGAUGUCACUCAAUCCCACACACUUUGCUCAGACACAUUUUGAGGCUGCGACUGGAAUUUCUUCUUUAAAAUCUUCCCACCAUAACUUGUUAUUAGAUAUUUGAACAAAACCAAUAGAAUUAGCCAAAUGUGUGAUCAAAACAGAAGUGUGGAUUUGAUAGUCUAAAGCUACAUUCCCUACCUGACCACUCCCCCUGUGCAACUGAGUGUACUAAAGCAGAGCAUUGAAAAGUGGACUGUAGGAUUGUGAAAUAGGGGUGGCUGGCAUAUAUGCAAGAAAGAAAGCAAAGAGAUCAAUGGCAUUUAUCUACUUAUUUUUCUGUGUAAACUAAAACCCACCAUUGCGUCAAGUGAAGUGAGUUUACUUUCAUUUUCUUGCUGAGUAAAGAUCGGUGUUUGUACUUAAAUACUUGAUAUUUUUUUUUUUUUUUCUAGAAAUGAUGCCAUUGAAAUGAGUGUUUUGGAAUGUUUUGUAUUUUAAAGUGAAAGAAGUGAGGCUGGGAGGGGGAAAGCUUUAUAACUAAUUCUUUCCUUUAAAUAAUAUUUCAUCUGUAAUGAUGCUGUUUAAAUCUAAUAAAUAUAAUAACAUCAAAUGUGAAAAUUUAAGCACAUCGUUGCCCCUAAUUAAACCCUUCCUACCCAUUAAAAAUGGUAAAGUCUAUAAUAAUAAUAGACUGAGCCAACCAUUUUAAUUCAGAAAGAAUUCAGCAUUAUCAACCAUAUUUUAUACAAUUUACAAAAAAAAAAACACAAAAAAAACCAGCUUUUGUGGAUUUUCUUUUCUGCAAACAAUCUUUCUACUGUCAUGGCAACUUUAGAAGCCGAACUUUUAAUCUCCAAUCCAAUGUGUAUACUAAUUUUUAGGCUUAAAUUUCAUGUUAUUUAAUUAAAUAGAAUUGUUAGUUUGUAGUUGAAAAGCUCCAUUUAGUAGAGCUUAUUAUUUAGUAACUAGUUGAUAGAAAUAACCCAUCAAUUGAAAUAUACGAUGCAAUUUGAAUGCAGGAGUGUGAUUGGCUAAUUUACUUGAUGCCAGUUCAUCUGGUGGUUUGCUUGGAAGUUUUGCAUGAGAGUAUUUUAUUUUGGUGCUUUUGUGUGAAGUUAAUUAUUUUGGUUUUACAAACUGCAAAAUGUAAGAAAAAAAAGAUAAAUAUUUAAAACUGCUCACUGUGCCUGACUGGCAGAUGUCUGCUUAAUAGUCUGCUUUUUAUGUUCAGCUAUACAAGACAGCUUCAUUAUAAACUGGAUUUGAUAGAAUUUUAAGUUGCUCUAAAUUUUUGAUAUACGUUUAAAGUAAAUAUUUUUUAAUUUCAGUUUUUGGAUUGCAUAUGUACAAGCUAUGCUUUUGAUUUAUAGCUUCCCUAGUUUGUUGGAAAACCUAAAUUACCCAAAAUUCACUUGAUUGCACAUUUAACUUCAACUAAUCCCCAUAAAGCAUUUCUUCAUUGUCUUGAAAUCUGUCCAUGUCUGACAUGACUGACAAAAUGUGGAAAUGCAUCAUGGGAAUAUGGUUGUUUUUAAAAGAAUAGUUUAUUUUUCAGCUACUGUAUAUUCAGGCAUACCUAGAUAUUAAUAAUUUAUACUUUUUUUUUUAAAAAACCUUGUAUUGUCCUGCCUGUAUACUCCAAAUAGGCAGUAAAUGAUUAUAUCAGUUCAAGGACAGAAAUUUGCUACCAGAUGCAUGUUUGUUUCUUGAAUAAACAAAAUAGCAUUUUUGUUGUUAAUCAUCAUGAUGAUCAUUGAAUUUAUGCAGUAUUCGUCUAUUAGCAGAGAUGGAACUUAGUGUUCAAGCUUCCUCACCUGUACUUGACAUGAUUAAUAAAACAUUUGACAAGACUUGCCA
Messenger RNA from Saccoglossus kowalevskii, 4976 nucleotides. RefSeq names its product alpha-actinin-like. The record is from RefSeq and is a predicted model, not a curated record. Lineage: Eukaryota; Metazoa; Hemichordata; Enteropneusta; Harrimaniidae. Gene Ontology annotation, molecular function: protein binding; calcium ion binding.